Molecule: messenger RNA, 1671 nt
Organism: Aspergillus melleus
Lineage: Eukaryota; Fungi; Ascomycota; Eurotiomycetes; Eurotiales; Aspergillaceae
Gene: CUP9
Product: homeobox domain-containing protein
Exons: 3
Coding region: 409-1302 (297 amino acids)
Biological process (GO): regulation of transcription by RNA polymerase II
Molecular function (GO): DNA-binding transcription factor activity, RNA polymerase II-specific; RNA polymerase II cis-regulatory region sequence-specific DNA binding
Source: RefSeq, a predicted model, not a curated record
AUCCAAUUGUUGAGCUGCCUCACUCCUUACCUUGCAUAACCUUGGUUCAGCUGUCUCCAUCGUCAUCGUGUGCGGCAAUGUCAAGGUACUUUUAACUCACGCCCUGGUUUUCGCAUUCUCCGGUCAAAUCAUCCUCUCAUUCUAUCUCCUCCCCUUCUUCCCCGCCAGGACUUAGACUCUGAGUUCGCGCCAACUCCCAGGGUCCCUUCUUAUCUAUCAGGGUGAUUCUCGCCAGAUCGCGAUAGUGACGGUUUCCUGGAUUGUGUGGAACAAGCCGCAGGCCGGCUACUUCGACUAUCAGAUAUUCGGCUUUGGGACGCAUCUUGGUGUUUUCCGUGACUAUACAGCACAAGCGGGCGGUUUCCACCAUUGUAUUCUCUACCCCACCAAACACCAUCUUCGCUGUCUAUGUCCCAGCCCCGUGAAUUGGGCGAGGAUUCCAAGAACAUGGCCAUCUCAUACGCCAGCGGCCUUCCGGCUGAUCAUACGCAAGCCCUCCCUUCAUUCCGAGAGCUUCUCCCCCCUCACCUUCACGACGAGAUAGAAUCAACCUCCUACUUCACGUCGCGGCAACAUUCGCACGAACGUCCCGCAUCCGCCAGCCAUGACCUGUCCUCCAACCACCGGCUUAUGUCCGAGCGGGCACCCUAUGCCUCCCCGUCCCGUGUCUCGGCGGAAUCCUCUCGCGAUUUCUCGAUAGCGGCCCAUAGAGAUCCCCGGUUACCUCAGACCGCCGGCUCAACGCCUACCACCUACUCCCCGCGCGGACCCAGCCCCAUCCUGCCUCCCAUCCGGGACCUGCAAUCCCUCCCAGACCGCGGAAUGAACCCUUCGAACGCUGCUUUCCCCGACGCCCGCGCCCUCGCGCGUCCCGAUCCCUACGCCGCGGCGCACGACAUGCGCUCCGGUCCUCCUCCCCACGCCUUUGCGGCCCCCGCAGCCAACUACCCCGGAGCGAUGGGGGAUCGACGAAGCGCGGAAGCGUACGUGGGCGCCAACGGGGCGCCCGUGAUGCCGUACCCGUACUCGGGGAUGGCGUACCAGAGUGAUUCCGAACAGACGUCGCCGCAGGCGUUAGCGCAUGGCCCGCAAUCCAAUUUCGGCAUCCUGGGCGACCCGGCCGAUUCGCGGAAUAAACGGCGACGCGGGAACCUGCCCAAGCCGGUCACUGAUAUCCUGCGCGCCUGGUUCCACGAGCAUCUCGACCAUCCGUAUCCCAGCGAGGAGGACAAGCAGAUGUUUAUGACCCGUACGGGGCUUACGAUCAGUCAGGUAAGUUUGUUCUGUAAUUUUGCUGUUUAGGGGGUGGGGAUGACAAUUUUAUUGCAUGGGGAAAUGUAUCCGCAAGGCUAACCGUUUCAAACCGACAGAUCAGCAACUGGUUCAUUAAUGCAAGGAGGCGACAACUCCCCGCUUUGAGAAACCAAAUGCGAAACGGCGGAUCCGACCUCGACCCCCAAAGACAGUCGCCUUUCAGUGACGUCGAGCAGACCUCCUCGGAGUCGAUGCCGUCUCCUCACAUGCUCAACCAGUCUUGAACCACGCAAGACAUUCAGGCAUAUGAAUUACGACACCGAGGAUGUCAUCCACCCACCAAAUACAUACGAGAAAGAGAGACUGUAAAUGAAGCGUCUCUCCUUUCCUUAUUGUCUAGUGCCUCUGAUUUUUUUU